Messenger RNA from Pseudonaja textilis, 755 nucleotides. The record is from RefSeq and is a predicted model, not a curated record. NCBI's taxonomy places the organism in Eukaryota, Metazoa, Chordata, Lepidosauria, Squamata, Elapidae.
AUGGUGCCUUAUUCAAGAUGUACAGAAAGUUGCGCCCUGGGUUAUGCCAUGCUUAUGCAGCCCAUUGUGAAAAGUGUCCAGAUGACCAGUAUUCCAAUAAGAAGCGGGAUCAGUGGUAUCCCCAAAAGCAUAAGCUUCUUAUCCUAUGAAGAAUCGUUGGGAUUCAUCCUGACUUUCCUUGCCAUUGCUUUGUCCCUAACCACUGCCUUUAUUCUGGGAAUCUUCAUUAAAUACCGAGACACUCCCAUAGUCAAAGCAAACAACUGUGAACUUACCUACAUCCUCCUGGUUUCACUCCUGUUUUCUUUCUUGACCUCCUUUCUAUUCAUUGGUCACCCGAUAAAAAUAACCUGUCUCCUUCGACAAACCAUUUUCAGUAUUGUUUUCUCUGUUGCUGUAUCUUCAUUGUUGGCCAAGACUGUAAUGGUGGUGGUAGCUUUCCUGGCAACAAAGCCAGGAAGCAGGAUGAGGAAAUGGCUGGGGAAGAGUCUGGCCCACUCGAUUGUUUUAUCCUGCUCUGGUAUUCAAGUAGGCAUCUGUAUGACAUGGCUGGGAAUCUUUCCCCCAUUCCCAGAUUCUGACUUUCAUUCCCAGCCAGAACACAUCCUGUUACAGUGCAACGAAGGUUCAGUGGCCAUGUUCUACACUGCCCUUGGCUACAUGGGUUUUCUGGCUGCCAUCUGUUUCUUAGUGGCAUUUCUGGCUCGAAAUCUGCCAGGGACCUUCAAUGAAGCCAAACUGAUCACCUUCAGCAU